AUGGUGCGCAGGGGUUGUGGGGCUCGCUGGGCCGCUGGGGGGCGUGGGGCUUGGUGCGCUCCUGAUGCGGUGGGUCGCGGUGGGUCGCGGCAGGCGGUGUGGGUGGUUGUGGGUCGCGGGGUGCAGCUAGGCGGUUGCCAUCUUCGAAAAGCUUACUUUAGAAUGCAGCAAAUACUGCAUAAAAAGAGAAAGCGAGAUAAGUCCCAGGUGAUUUCUGUCCUUGUAGCAGGGUCACUUCUCCUGCUACUGAUGUCAAAUCUGCUAUUGUGGGAAAACUCAAACGCUGCACAUGUAUGCAAUGGGCACUGCCAGAUGACACUUGGGAACCUGUUUGAAAAUGCAAGCAAGUUAUCUGACUACAUCAAUAUCGUCUCUUCAGAUGCAUUAGAUGCCUUUCAUCAAAAGUAUGCCUCAGGAGAGGAUUUCCUGAACAAGGUGCCCAUGAUUUGCCACAAAACCUCCUUCACUGUUCCAAAAACCAUGGAGCAGGUGUACCAGAUGGAAUCUGAAGACCUUCUGAAAAGAAUUAUCAGUAUUUUACGCUCCUGGAAUCACUGUUUGCAACAUCUAGUGAAUGAAAUGAGUGGCAUGAAAGAAGACCCUGAAAGUAUCCUAACAAAAAUCAGGUAUAUUGAUGAAAAAAUCACAAGCCUUCUGGAGAACAUUAUAAUUAUACUCAGAAAGGUUCACCCUGGAGCUUUGGAAAAUGGGGAGUACCCUGUCUUGUCAAGACUGGCAUCCUUGCAGGUGGCCAAUGAAGACUAUCGCAUUUUUGCUUUUUAUAGCCUAUUGCGCUGUCUGCACACAGAUUCAAAUAAGGUUACCUUUUAUGUCAAGCUUCUAAGAUGCAGACUUGUCCAUAAAAAUAACUGCUAA
Jaculus jaculus (lesser Egyptian jerboa) is the source of this 876-nucleotide messenger RNA. Its product is annotated as prolactin-like. Gene Ontology annotation, molecular function: hormone activity; prolactin receptor binding. The transcript is spliced from 6 exons. Gene Ontology annotation, cellular component: extracellular region. The record is from RefSeq and is a predicted model, not a curated record. The coding region runs from base 1 to 876 and encodes 291 amino acids. Lineage: Eukaryota; Metazoa; Chordata; Mammalia; Rodentia; Dipodidae. Gene Ontology annotation, biological process: female pregnancy; positive regulation of receptor signaling pathway via JAK-STAT; positive regulation of cell population proliferation.